GCUGGUCUCCGUCUUCGUCUUCUCCUCCUCCACCCUCUCUCUCUCUCUCUCUCUCUCUCUCUCUCCUCCCCUUUGUUCCGCCGCUUCCCCUCUCUCUCUACCUCUCGCGGCGAAUUCGCCGAGAGGGCGCAGGGAAUUUUAUUAGGAGAAAUCCCCUUUUUGUAUCCGUUUCUCCGGAUCCGCACACCUCCUGUUAAUCCGCCGAUUCUUCUUUGAUUUGUUCAUAUUCGUUUUUUUUAUUUUUUUCCCUUUGUUUGCCUUUUUAUUCGUUCGAUUGUGGGGGGAGGGAAGAGUUUGGUCGACCGGAUUUCUUGGUGGUUUGCCUGGAUCUGGCGUCCUAGAGGCCCUCGUGCCCGAAUCCCGAUUCGAUUCGCCUCGGCGCGGCGCCGCUCGCCUCGACGGGUUUGGAUCUCGGGGUGGGAUUAGAGGGGAAAGGGGGGGGGGGGGCAGUUGAUUCGUUUGGUUGAGACCAUCGGAGCAGCAAGGAGAUGGAUCAUGUAGUCGGGGGCAAGUUCAAGCUUGGAAAGAAGAUCGGGAGUGGAUCCUUCGGGGAGCUCUUCCUUGCUGUUAAUGUGCAGACUGGAGAGGAAGUCGCCGUCAAAUUGGAAAAUGUUAAGACGAAGCACCCACAGCUUCAUUAUGAGUCGAAGCUGUACAUGCUUCUGCAGGGAGGAACUGGUAUUCCGCACUUGAAGUGGUUUGGCGUGGAGGGAGAGUACAAUGUGAUGGUGAUCGAUCUUCUUGGGCCAAGCCUUGAGGACCUAUUCAACUAUUGCAGUAGGAAAUUCUCGUUAAAGACUGUCCUCAUGCUUGCUGAUCAGAUGAUCAAUCGAGUUGAGUACAUGCAUCAGAAGGGAUUUCUUCACCGUGAUAUCAAGCCUGAUAAUUUCCUUAUGGGGCUUGGUAGGAAAGCCAAUCAGGUAUAUAUAAUAGAUUAUGGGCUUGCGAAGAAAUAUAGGGACCUUCAGACUCACAAGCACAUCCCAUACAGAGAGAACAAGAACCUCACUGGAACAGCUCGGUAUGCAAGUGUCAAUACCCAUCUUGGUGUUGAGCAAAGCAGAAGAGAUGAUCUAGAAUCUCUUGGUUAUGUCCUUAUGUACUUCCUUAGAGGCAGCCUACCAUGGCAGGGGCUGAAAGCAGGCACUAAGAAGCAGAAGUACGACAAAAUAAGUGAGAAAAAGAUGCUUACUCCUGUGGAGGUUCUUUGCAAAUCUUACCCAUCAGAAUUCAUUUCUUACUUCCACUACUGCCGUUCAUUGAGGUUUGAAGACAAGCCAGAUUAUUCUUACUUAAAGAGGCUAUUCCGUGAUCUCUUUAUCCGGGAGGGAUAUCAAUUUGAUUAUGUAUUUGACUGGACCAUUUUGAAAUAUCCCCAGAUAGGCUCCAAACCACUGAUGAGGCCAAGUGAAAGAACCAGUGGAGCUGCGGGACCUUCUAUGGAGAAGAUGGAAAAGGCCCCAGGUGAAGCAUCUGGCAGAAGGAAUCCUACUGGUUCUUUGAAUCAGAGUGACAAUUAUGCACAACGGCCGUCAAUGUCACUAAAGGAAAUCAUGCAUAGCACCGACCGGUCCGGCGAAAGGACCGUGGAAAGACCCCGUACAUCCUCCCGUACAGGCAGUGCAUCAAGGAGAGCGGUUGCGUCAAGCAGCAGGCCAGGUUCAUCGGUGGAACCAAUGGAGCAGCAAUACAGCCGGACAAGCAGGUUGUUCUCAAGCAGUGGAAGCCGUCCUUCCAGCACGCAGAGGGUUAAUCCAUCGGUUGGAGAGACAAGGGCCACUUCUCUCUCACGAGCAGCCGUUGCAAGAGGGUCCCGCGACGAGCCUCUCCACCGCAGCCUGGAGCUGCUGUCCCUUGGUGGCGGUAAGAGGAAAUAAUAUGGCAAGAGAAAGAGGAAUCUCCACAACGGAAAGAGAAAGGAAGAAACGCUGUUUGCGACUCUGUAAAUGACAGGAUUAUCACCUAUUUGUCAACAGUUCACCAGGAGCAUCCCAUAAUUUCAUGGUGCUCCGGCCCUGUUGUAUCAUUGCUUCAUAGAUAGCAAUAAUUUGUUUUUGUUGUGUGUGUUCGCUGUUGCGUUAGGGCCAAGUCCUAGCUUUGUGAUGAUUAAUUUAGAGGUGGUCAAGAUUCAACAUAUUUAUGUUUCUUUACCUUACCCCCCCUGGACUUGGCAACUUUUCCUGAGAGACAAGUAUUCGUGUAUCCCCCCCUUCUUAUUCAACUCUGGAUUUGCUUAUUCAACAGAAGUUGAUAAAAA
Messenger RNA from Oryza sativa Japonica Group (Japanese rice), 2257 nucleotides. RefSeq names its product casein kinase 1-like protein 10. Gene Ontology annotation, molecular function: protein serine/threonine kinase activity; ATP binding. Gene Ontology annotation, biological process: signal transduction; peptidyl-serine phosphorylation; endocytosis. The record is from RefSeq and is a predicted model, not a curated record. Gene Ontology annotation, cellular component: nucleus; cytoplasm. Lineage: Eukaryota; Viridiplantae; Streptophyta; Magnoliopsida; Poales; Poaceae.